Messenger RNA from Nicotiana tabacum (common tobacco), 1525 nucleotides. RefSeq names its product protein trichome birefringence-like 39. Lineage: Eukaryota; Viridiplantae; Streptophyta; Magnoliopsida; Solanales; Solanaceae. The record is from RefSeq and is a predicted model, not a curated record. Gene Ontology annotation, cellular component: Golgi apparatus. Gene Ontology annotation, molecular function: O-acetyltransferase activity.
CACAUUGUCUCCCUAUUCUUCCCACGUCAAACUCUUCUCUGUUUACACAUUAUAUACACAUUGCAUCCUUUUAAUUGAGUUUCUUGAUUGAAACUCAAGAUGGGAUUUUUGUUACUCUCUCUGUUUUUGCUGUUUUCAUUAGAAACAAAUGCAAAGCAAGAGGAGCAUUAUUAUCUGAAUGCCACAAACUCCACUGAUGCCAAGAAAAUAAGCAGUGGUUGCAAUAUUUUCAAAGGCAAAUGGGUUUUUGAUUCUUCCUAUCCUCUCUAUGAUUUUUCAAGCUGUCCUUUCAUUGACAACGAAUUCAACUGCCAGAAAUAUAACAGACCUGAUAAAUCCUACCUCAAAUAUAGAUGGCAACCUUUCUCCUGUAACCUGCCAAGGUUCAAUGGGUUGGUUUUCUUGGAGAAAUACAGAGGGAAGAAUAUCAUGUUUGUGGGUGAUUCUCUCAGUUUGAAUAUGUGGGAGUCAUUGGCUUGCAUGAUUCACUCAUCAGUGCCAAAUGCCAAAACUGCAGUCAUAAGGAAAAAUGGAAUUUCUGAAAUUGCAUUUUUGGAUUAUGGAGUUAGAUUGCUAAUGUAUCGUACUCCUUAUUUGGUGGACAUGGUGAAAGAAAACAUUGGAACAGUUCUGAAGUUGGAUUCCAUUACUGAUGGCAAUGCUUGGAAAGGAAUGGAUGUAUUAAUAUUCAACUCUUGGCAUUGGUGGACUCAUACCGGCAAUUCCCAGCCGUGGGAUUACAUACAAGAAGGGAAUAAAGUUGUCAAAGAUAUGAACCGUAUGGUUGCUUUCUACAAAGGAAUGACUACAUGGGCUGGAUGGGUCAACAAAAAUAUUGACCCAACUAAAACUAGUGUCUUUUUCCAGGGAAUUUCCCCCGUUCACUAUCAGGGCAAGCAUUGGAACGAACCAUCAAAAUCAUGCAAAGAAGAAACACAACCAUUCUUUGGUACAAAGUAUCCAGCAGGGACACCUCAAGAAGCCAUUGUGGUCAACAAAGUAAUGAGCAGAAUUAAAAAGUCAAAAGCUUAUUUAUUGGACAUUACAACUCUCUCACAAUAUAGAAAAGAUGCACAUCCAGGAUUUUAUAGUGAAAUGCAUGGAUCAGAUUGUAGUCAUUGGUGUCUACCUGGAUUGCCUGAUACUUGAAAUCUUCUUCUUUAUACAUCUCUUGUCGUUUGAAUAAGUUUCAGCGACAUGACUGUUCUGAAAAAUUAUUUGUAAAAUGUCGUGACGGCAAAAUCGUCACAAAAAGUCUCAUUUCUUGUUGUGCAUAACCAUUAUUCUCUAGCUACCAUGAUACAUUUUUCCAUUUUAGGAGAUGUGUUAUUUAUGUUGAGUAUUAGGAACUUGAUUAAUUCUAUUUGUCACAAAAUAAGAAGGUUGAUGUUUGAAUUGUAAAGUGGGCAUAGGAUUUUAAGGCAUGAUGCCUUAGUCGAGGUGAGGGAAUAUUGUUGUACCUAAUGCUGUAAUAUCAAUUACAAUUCUUAUUUAAAGGAAAAGAUUAUAAAGUUGUUUUUCAUCA